Lolium rigidum is the source of this 1559-nucleotide messenger RNA. RefSeq names its product beta-1,6-galactosyltransferase GALT31A-like. The record is from RefSeq and is a predicted model, not a curated record. Lineage: Eukaryota; Viridiplantae; Streptophyta; Magnoliopsida; Poales; Poaceae. The coding region runs from base 58 to 1221 and encodes 387 amino acids. Gene Ontology annotation, cellular component: Golgi membrane. The transcript has 11 exons. Gene Ontology annotation, molecular function: hexosyltransferase activity.
CGGCUUUCCCUCUCGUCCCGUUCGAACGAGGAAUCCGAGGCCCCAGCACGGCCGGCGAUGGCCGCGGCAAGGCCGCAGCACAGGGCGCCGCCGGGCCGUGUGCCCACGAGGUGGGCGGCGGCGCUCUGCACCGCCUGCUUCUUCCUCGGCGUCUUCGUCGUCAACCGGUAUUGGGCAGUUCCCGAACCACCCGAUUGCCCAAACAAGGCAAGUUCUGUUGCUCACUCGAGGGCCGUGCUGAACCAAGUGCCACAGACUAGCGAAGUCGUCAUCGCGUUGGACAGAACGAUUUCGGACAUCGAGAUGCGCCUGGCUGCCGCUAGAGCUGAGCAGAUGAGGAGCCAAGGCGCGUCGCCGGCGAGUGAUUCGGCGGUUGACCGGGGGAACACGGGGCACCGAAUGUUUUUCGUCAUGGGCAUCAUGACCACGUUUGAUAACCGCAACCGCAGAGACUCUCUCAGGCAGACGUGGAUGCCACAAGGCGUGCACCUGCAAAGGCUGGAGAAGGAGAAGGGCAUCGUCAUCCGUUUUGUUAUUGGGCGAAGUGCAAAUCCUAGCCCUGACAGCGAAGUGGAGCGUGCCAUAGAUGCAGAAGACAAAGAAUACAGUGACAUUCUGAGACUUAAUCACGUCGAAGGCUAUGGUGGGCUUCCUAUGAAGAUUCAGAUGUUUCUUGCAACUGCUCUGUCCACGUGGGAUGCUGAUUUCUAUAUCAAAGCUGAUGAUGAUGUUCAUGUAAACAUUGGCAUUACUGGAUCGAUUUUGGCACGGCAUAGAUCGAAACCUCGGGUGUACAUCGGCUGCAUGAAAUCCGGACCUGUUAUUGCUAACAAUGAAUCUAAGUAUUAUGAACCAGAUCAUUGGAAGUUUGGGACCGCCGGUAACAAUUACUUCCGGCAUGCAACACGGCAGCUGUAUGCUGUAACAAGGGAUUUGGCGACAUACAUAUCGGCAAACAGGCAUAUCUUGCACAAAUAUACAAAUGAAGAUGUAUCAUUUGGUUCUUGGUUGAUCGGUUUGGAUGUUGAGCAUGUUGAUGAAAGAAGCCUCUGUUGUGGUACACCCCCAGACUGCGAAUGGAAGGCGCAGGCCGGGAAUCCAUGCGCGGCGUCCUUCGACUGGAACUGCUCUGGCAUCUGCAAUCCGGCAGAGAGAAUGCAGGAGGUGCACCAGCGAUGCUGGGAACAUCGCGAGGCCGCUCUGCCGCAAGCGCAGUCUUGACAACCAAGGGGUGGUGGCACCGGCAUCCUUGCGUUGCUCCAUGUAAACUCGUGUAAAUUACUAGCAUUCCAUAGACGCAGACACAGCAGUUGUCGUGCCGUGGUCCAGGCUCUCGGAGCUGCAAAAUUUUGGAUUCCCAGGCCGCUCAUUGGCACAAAUCGGGGGAAAUUCAUUGGCACGUGACCACUCGACACGAAUCUGAACGGAACUACUGCAUAGUGAAGGUUUUAUAUCGUGUAAGAUAUGCGGUAUGUGAAAAUGAAUGCAGGAAAGCUCUGCAAAUUGUGUGGUCAGAAUAUUUGACUUGGAAACAGUAAGUGGCCUCUGAGGAAGUAUUA